CGCCUUGUAAACGCAUAGUCGUCCCGUUUAAUCAACCCCGAGACAUCAAAUACCCUCUCGACCCUAGUCCCGUCCCGUAUUCCGUAUUCCGCGUCCCGCAGUUCCCUUAACUACUGCUACCCGCAUCCAUCAAAAAAAUCCGAACCAUAACAUUCCAAAAUAGCUCCCUCUUCUUAGCCACUUAAAGUCAGAUCAAAUCCAGAUAUCCCCCCACUACACACCACGAAGAACCAGCAGCAUCCUCGAAGUUGUUUGCUCCCUACGAACUGCGGCUCUCACAUUCAAUUUCUGCCUAUACAACACCAACAUCUAUCUCAAACUCAACACUGUUUAACAAGGGAUGAUAUAACCAAGUUGGCGCAACGUAACACUUCGAUCUCGCGCAACAGCUUGCCACAAUGGCUAUCGGAAGGGAAGGAAAUGUAAAGUGGGUUGAUGGCCUACGUGGCUUUGCUUCGACGCUCGUUGUCUUAACUCACAUUGCUCGAUCUUUCGAUGGCGAGCUAUUCCUCCCGGUCUCCCACGAGGGCGCAAAGCCCCGACCUAUGCAGCUGCCCUUCCUCCGAAUCCUCGUUCAAGGUCGCAUCGGUGUUUCUAUAUUCUCUUUCGUUACUGGCUAUGUUUGCGCUCUCAAGUCUCUCAAAUUGUACCGACAAAACAACCAAGACGUUGCAUUUACUUCCGUGUCCAAGUCCGCCCUCCGCCGUGUCCCUCGAUUGGUUAUUCCUUGCGCUCUCGCAACUGUCAUUAUCUGGAUCAUGGCGAAUUUGGGAAUGUUUCUCAUUGCAAAGCAGAGCGAUUGUUGGUGGUGUGGUAAGACCGCACCCGACCGCCAGGCGACUGUAUUUCAAUCGAUAAAGCACUUGGUUGAGAAUAUCAUUUCGACUUGGACAAGGGGACAAAAUGCCUACGAUGGCAAUCAAUGGACAUUAUUGCCCUUGCUGAAGGGAAGUAUGGAGGUGUACAUAUUUAUCAUCGCCACUGCCUACAUCCAACCAUGCUUUAGGAUGGUCUUGAGCUUGAUGGUUUUCGCCUAUUUCUGGAUGGGUGCUGAUUCCGCAUUCGGUAUGCAGUUCUUCUGGGGUGUUUUCCUCUGCGACUUGCAAAACCACGCUCCUGCCACCGAAUGGCUUGUACGCCGAGCAAAGCUCUCCCGCGUCCUAGCUUUGGUCUUCUUAGUUCUUGGUCUCUACAUUGCCUCCUAUCCUGAAGGGCAUCCAGAAUGGGCAACGUGGUCGCAAUAUCAAUACAACGUAAUGAAGCACAUCUUGCCUAAGGAUGCAGAUUUUCCUCGCUUCGGUUCCGGGAUUGGUCUUGAAUUAAUCACACUGGGUCUACACUUCAGCCCUGCGUUACGUGACAUACUGUCAAGCAAAUAUCUCCUCUGGUUCGGCAAGCAAUCGUUUGCGGUUUACCUUCUGCAUGGCCCCCUUCUCCGAAGCGUUCUCUGUUGGAUGGUUUAUGGUAUCCACGUGCCUCCGCCUAUCACAAACGAUAGAGGUGAAGUCAUUCAGGGCAAACUUAUGUUCCCCAGUGGAUGGCGUCUCAUGAUCGCCCUGCCGUUCUGGAUCCCUCUGAAUUAUGGUGCCGCAAUGCUAUGGACAGGGUAUGUCGAUCCCUGGUGCGCGACUCUUACGGAGAAGAUCGUGGGCAAGGUCAUGCUACCACGCGAUGAGAAGGGUGUUUUAUUGCCGCAAUAGAGAUGUGGUGUUGACCGCCCCGAGAAGCGCAAUGACGACGAAUCCGCAAGCAAUCGGGAGAGGCAUGAAAUGUUGGAAGGGUGGUUUUCGCCGAAGGAUCCGGAGCUGGUGCUAUAAAAGUAC
This is a messenger RNA of Hypoxylon fragiforme, 1823 nucleotides long. RefSeq names its product acyltransferase family-domain-containing protein. The record is from RefSeq and is a predicted model, not a curated record. Gene Ontology annotation, molecular function: acyltransferase activity, transferring groups other than amino-acyl groups. The transcript is spliced from 3 exons. Gene Ontology annotation, cellular component: membrane. Gene Ontology annotation, biological process: polysaccharide biosynthetic process. Lineage: Eukaryota; Fungi; Ascomycota; Sordariomycetes; Xylariales; Hypoxylaceae. Bases 399 to 1700 code for a protein of 433 amino acids.